AUGAGUUACUCAAAGUUGCUUCUGCUCUUGUUUGGAUUUGUAGUUCUGAUCACUCCAUCUCUCUCGGAAUACCAUGACCAACCUAAGCCACCCACCAGCCCCACUUACAAGCCCCCAUCAGCUCCCGUUAAGAAACCACCACCCCCAAUUUACACACCACCACAAAACAAACCUCCAACCAAAUUACCACCACCCCAUUAUUACAAACCAAUUGUGCCUCCCAGAGAAUUGAGGAGCCCACCGCCUUAUAAGAAGCCAUCACCGACUCUGCCACCUCCUGUUGUCGCCAAACCACCACCUCAACACAAGCCAACACCAGCUACUGGUCACUAUCCGGGACACCCUCCAUCGAAGAACCCUGAGCACAAGCACAAGCCGGAAGGAAAGUUUGUCCCACCUUCGACUCCAUACAAGAAGCCGCCAAGAGCAUACAAGCCGCCGCACAAGCCCCCAACUCCACCUAACCAUUAUUGA
Rosa chinensis is the source of this 474-nucleotide messenger RNA. RefSeq names its product proline-rich 33 kDa extensin-related protein-like. The transcript has a single exon. NCBI's taxonomy places the organism in Eukaryota, Viridiplantae, Streptophyta, Magnoliopsida, Rosales, Rosaceae. Bases 1 to 474 code for a protein of 157 amino acids. The record is from RefSeq and is a predicted model, not a curated record.